Molecule: messenger RNA, 1919 nt
Organism: Drosophila virilis
Lineage: Eukaryota; Metazoa; Arthropoda; Insecta; Diptera; Drosophilidae
Product: adenylate cyclase, terminal-differentiation specific
Source: RefSeq, a predicted model, not a curated record
CUAUUAGCACAUUUUUCGAUACUGAGAAAUAAAACACUUGGAUAUUUUCACUUGGCAGCUGUUUUUCUAGAUCCAAGUCACCCGACAAAAUCAAAAAUACAAUCCUAAAAUUUAAAGUUUAAAAAAAAUCCGUUUUUUGUGUUGUCAACUUGAUAAAUAGCCCUAUGUCAAAAGACUGGAAGUUGCAUAAAGUUCGAGUAGCAUAUUACAUUAUGAGGACUAUCUGUCAGUUACUGCUAAAAUUACCUGAAGCCAACGACUUAAGGGAAUUCAAAAGAAAACCACCUAAAAGACAAUGAGCCUAAAACUGGAGCACGGGAAAAUCAAAAUGGAGAAUAUUAAGAAACAAAUUAUGACUAGCAUUUAACUUAAGGGGUAGAAUGUGCAUUUUAAAAGCUGCCGCCCGCAGAUCUGAGUCCAGAGAGCAGCUGAGAGAGCUUUGUCUGUCUGUGUAAGCGAGAGAGAGAAAGAGAGAGUGAGAAAGAAAAAGAGAGAGCGCACAGACAUUUGCUCAGCAGCCUGGAAGCUGCAGCCCACAAAAUGUCCCCGUUAGUAACAGAAAACUAUUGAGAGCAGUCAGGUCUAGGCUGAGUAGCUUGGGCCCAGAGUCGAGUAGGCUGUAUGGGCGAAUCAUAAAACGAAAUUUAAUUAAAAUAUCAAACGGCAGCUAAAGCAAUACUAAUAACCAAAAUAUAAUUAAUAAUAAAAAUGGCACAAAUCAUGCUAAAUGGUGCGAAUGCGGCGAAUAUGGCAAAUAAUAAUGGCAGCGUUGAGGAGAAUGAACCUUAUCCAAUCAGCGACGAUGAGCUGGACGACCUGGACGACGACUGCCUGCUGGAGGAGACGGAGCUGUCGGGCGGUGUGAACAGCAUUGGACGCGGUCCGUACGAGCGCGCCUGGACAACGGAGGCGACACGCGCCCUCAUACACAUACGCGGCCCCAUGGAGGGCAGCUUCACGGAGGGCAGACAGAAGCGUACGGCGCUCUGGCUGCACUGCACCCGCCAGCUGCAGCGCCUGGGCUUUCGGUAUAGCGCCGCCAAGGUGCAAAAGAAGUGGCACAACAUACUCAUCACCUACAACAAGAAUCUGAACAAGAAGUAUGUCUCCGGCUAUGUGCACUGGGAGUUCUUCGAGGAGAUGUUCAAGUACUUGCAGGGCAAGAAGGCCGACUUUGAUAUGCAGCUGCAGCCGGCGGGAGCCGCGGUGCAGGCACAGCCACAGCCACCACAGUCGCAGCAGCAGCAACAAACCCAGCUGCAGCUGCAACCGCAACAGGAGCUGCUGCAGUACCAGAAGCCAGCGACGCCCCAAUUGCAGGACACACAGCCCUACAUAACGCCCGUGGAUCAGGUGCUGCUGCAGCCGCAGGUGCAGCUGGACAGCAAGUCGAACGACGAGUUCGACGAGGACAGCAACAGCCUGUCCGAGGUGCGUCAGCCCAAGCUCGAGUACGAUGCGGACCAGACAGGCAGCACCACCCAGGAGCGGGAGAACGACAGCAGCGAGAUGGCGAUGGCGCCCAGCGGCAAGUUGUACGAGCAGCAUGCGCCGCCGCCGGCGCCGUCGGACGAUGGUUGGUGGAAGGAUUACUUCGAGCGCAAGCUGGACGUGGAGCGCGAGAAGAUGGAGCUGCAGCGCAGUUUGCAGCGCGAACAGGUGCAGAUCCAGAAAAUGUCCCUCGUCCAGCAGGAGCGCAUCGAGCGCAUGAAAAUCGAUGCCAUCAACAGCCUGACCGCCACCUUGCAGAAGCUCGUCGAGGCCAAGUGCCGGCGCGCCUAGCCCCGCAUCGGGUGGUCCAACAGGCCUAGAUUCAACUAAACUCAGUAUUAUUUAAGUUCCAUGCAUAUCCGAUGUAUUCUGAUCUGUAAUCCGCGUCUCUCUGUGUAAAUACAAUUUGGGCAACAACUUGACAAGCA